Messenger RNA from Solanum tuberosum (potato), 1353 nucleotides. RefSeq names its product probable 2-oxoglutarate/Fe(II)-dependent dioxygenase. The transcript is spliced from 6 exons. The coding region runs from base 142 to 1191 and encodes 349 amino acids. The record is from RefSeq and is a predicted model, not a curated record. Lineage: Eukaryota; Viridiplantae; Streptophyta; Magnoliopsida; Solanales; Solanaceae.
UUUUUCCUGAGGCCUUUGUGCAACAUUCAGGGCAUAAAUCUCAGAAAUUCAAGUUCAAUUAACUACGAUUUGAGAUCUUAUCUUGCAAUUGUGAACUUUUCCCUUCUCCAUCGCAUCAUCAGAAGAAAAAAAAGAGUGAAGAUGGAAGAAGCAAGGUCGAGAAAUUUGAAAGCUCCUUAUAACGUUCAAGAACUGGCAAAGCAACAAGUAGGAACCAUUCCGCGGCGAUAUAUUCACGAUGGUAUAGAAAAGAUAUCUGAUUCUUCUAUGUUAUUGCCAGUGAUUGACAUGCUGGCAAUUGGAGAUGAUAAUUCUGAGCUUCAUUUUGCUUGCAAAGAAUGGGGAUUUUUCCAGGUGGUGAAUCACGGAGUGAGUUCAUCGUUGGUGGAGAAAGUGAAGUCAGAAAUCCAAGCAUUUUUCAAUCUACCAAUGGAAGAGAAGAAGAAAUUUGAGCAACAAGAAGGGGAUGUCGAAGGAUAUGGGCAAGAUGUUGUUUUUACUGAAGAGCAAAAGUUAGAAUGGGGUGACAUAUUUUACAUGACCACUCUGCCUAUCAAUUUUAGAAAACCUCACUUAUUUCCUAAGCUCCCUCACUCACUUAGGGAUAUCAUGGAAGAAUACUGCAAAGAGAUGAAGAGCUUAACGAUGAUCAUCAUACGACAAUUGGGGAAGGCUUUAAGGAUGGAUGAAAAGGAAAUGAGAGAUCUAUCCAAUGAUGGUAUGCAGCUAAUAAGGAUGAAUUAUUAUCCUCCUUGCCCCGAGCCAGACAAAACCAUUGGCGUAAGUCCUCAUUCUGAUACUGAUACCCUCACCAUCCUUCUUCAGCUCAAUGAAACUGAUGGUCUCCAAGUCCGAAAAGACGAUAUUUGGGUGCCUAUAAAGCCCCUCCCAAAUGCUUUCAUUGUGAAUAUUGGCGAUUUGAUGGAGAUAUUGAGCAACGGUGUUUAUAGAAGCAUUGAGCACAGAGCAGUUGUAAACGCAAAGCAAGAGAGGCUAUCUCUUGCAACAUUCUAUAUCUUUAACCCUGUCUCUGAAUUGGGACCUGCACACAGCCUCAUUGGACCAAAUAAUCCUCCAAUUUUCCCAAGAUUCCACCUAGGAAAAUCUUUGCAGGAUUUUUCUGAAAGAAAACAAUAUGGAAAAUCCUUCAUUGAUUGCAUGAAGGUUGAGACCAAGGAUGACGAAUCUUAGGUGCUCUACUAUGUACUGGGUUAUUAGCUAAUCUGUAUCCCCUGAAAUAAUUUUUUUUUUCAAGUUCCUAUAUUUGAUUACACUAUAAGCCUGUAAUAAAGAAGAAAAAUUAUAAACUCUCUAUUUUUAUGGUGUUUGAGAUAAUCGCACAGUUUUUGUUGA